CAUCAAUUGUUUCUCGCAAUUCAUUUGAGGCGUUUUAUUAAUUGUUCUCGGUUAUUGUUUGUUAUUAAUUCUUUUAGAAUUAGUUAAUUAACAUCUCCAACAAGUGAAUUUAUCGUAAUUGGCCUGACAAUUAACUCGCAUUUGUUUGGAAAUGUUUGGAGACGAUUCUGAAGUAUUAAAUCAUAUUGAAUUGGUUAAUGGUUUGGAUGGGUCGAGAUUUAAGCCUUUGAUGACUCGUAUAUUUGAAAGGUUAACUGUUGAUGAAGAUGUGAAAAUAUUCAAUUCAGAGGAAGAGGAGAAAUUAAUUAAAUUGUUUGAUAUUGCAAGUUCAGAUGAUUUAGAUAAUUUAAUUGAUUGUUUGACUACAUUGGCACGAAAAGUGAUCUACAAUGUAUCCAAGCCGAAAUCAUUGGUUCCACAGUUAAUGAAGAUUGGACUUUCAGAGGAAAAAGCUGUUACUUUUGCUCAAGUUUGGGCCAAUUGUUCAACGGAAAAGGUUAAUCAAUUGAAACAGGAAACCUUUGGAUUAUCUUCAAGUCUAUUAGAGGAUGUUAAUUGGAAGAUUAAAGUUCAAUGUAAUCAAAAUAAUGCCGCUAAUCUGGAGAAGGUUAAAACUCAAUUAGAUUUAAUUCUUUCAACUUCAAAUGAAGAUACUAAGUGUAAACAACAUUCACUGGAAUUUGAUUCGGAUCAACUGAAAAGUUUCUACAAUCAAUUGGAAGAAAUUCAAAAUCAAAUUGAUUCCAAAUUACUACAAUUACCAUCAAGUUAAUCAAUAAUCUUGGACAAUUUGAAAAAUUGAAUCAUCAACAGUUCGAUCUGUCAACACAAUUUAUUCUUGGACCCUAAUUAUAUAUAUUUAAUCAUCUCAAGCAAAAGGGAUACUUAAUUUUUUUCAUGGAAAAUUAAUUUAAUUAUCAUUGUCUCUUUCAUCAUUUAAGUUGCUGUCAACAAGUUAAAGAAAUCAUCUUAAUUCUGAUGAUUUUGAAGAAAAAGAUUCCAUCAUAAUAUCGUUUAAAUUAAUCAACAUUCUGGUUGUUCAUUAAUCAACAUUGUUACCAUUUUCGUAAUCAUCUCAAAAUAUUGGCAAAUUUUAAAAGAUUAACUAAUAAUCAAUAAUCUUAUCAAUUUGAUACGGUGUUAAUUCUGGUCCUGGAAAAGGUCAGUUUUGAUUCUUUGAGAGAGGAAAGGAAGAUAAUCAUCAUCAUCAUCAUCAUCCGUAUUUCUGGUUAACCUGAAGCUAAUCCCAAAAGUAUCCAUGAUUGCUGGUAGACAAUUAAUUAAUCACACUCAGUAAAAACUGAAUCAUCAUUAUAAAGAAAACAACCUGGAGAUAGAAAAAAAUGUUAAUUAAAAAACAAACAAAAACAAAC
Messenger RNA from Panonychus citri (citrus red mite), 1373 nucleotides. RefSeq names its product COMM domain-containing protein 10-like. NCBI's taxonomy places the organism in Eukaryota, Metazoa, Arthropoda, Arachnida, Trombidiformes, Tetranychidae. The transcript is spliced from 2 exons. The record is from RefSeq and is a predicted model, not a curated record. Bases 152 to 772 code for a protein of 206 amino acids.